This is a messenger RNA of Fusarium coffeatum, 594 nucleotides long. RefSeq lists its product as uncharacterized. The coding region runs from base 1 to 594 and encodes 197 amino acids. The record is from RefSeq and is a predicted model, not a curated record. NCBI's taxonomy places the organism in Eukaryota, Fungi, Ascomycota, Sordariomycetes, Hypocreales, Nectriaceae. The transcript has a single exon.
AUGGUUCACUACAAGUCCCUCUUUGUGGCCCUUGCCGCUGUCUCAACUGUCGCUGCUGGUCCUUGCAAGGCUAUCACGAGUUCUGUUCAGAGCACCACAGCAGCUGUUUCUGAAGUGGCCACUAGCACUACUGUUUCUGAGACUUCUGUUGCUGAGACCACUGCUACCUCCGCUGCGGAGUCCACAAGCACAAAUGUUCAAGACCCUACUACCACAUCAGCCUCAGAAACAGACGCAACCAUCAUCGAUGAAACCAUCAUCACUACAGCCCCAACCACCACAAUCGACAUUGUCCCCACAACUACCACGGCAGAGGCUACCACAUCAGCCGCUGCUCCCGCUGAUAAUGUCUGCGGCAUCACAGGCUUUUUUGUCACAGAUCACGAAAUGACAUUUCUUCUUUCCCCCGGAAUCAAAAACAGCGCUAAGGAGUGCCUGGAGGGAUGUGCUGCAUUCGACGGUUGCGAGGUUAUUGCCUUUUACGAUUCCUUCGAAAGCCCAGGCCGUUGCGAGUACUUCUCAGGAGAGCUUAUUACUGACGGCAUGGUCACUUGGUACAAGUGGUAUGAUGUAGGCUGUCUUGCUGAGAUGUAA